UAUAAACAGAAAAGAAAAGAGAACUUCAAUAUCGUGGUCUUCUUCGGUCUUUUACUCUCUCGGACGCCAAUGGAAGCUCUGCGGAAGCUUGAGAGGGUUCAGAGGAUGCUGUCGUUCAUGGAGGCUCGAGGGCUCUCUUUCAACGAUCAGGGCUCCGACCGCUUCCUCGCUCAUUUUCUUCUCUUCUUGGUGCAACCAUGCGGUACAGUUAGCAUGGAGAAGAGGUGCAAUCUGAUAUCUGAGCUUCUUCAGAAGCAGAUCUCAGCUAAAAUUCUGGAAGAAGCACUGUUCUUUGUCACUGGAGAAGAUAGCCAGCAGAUUUAUAUUGAGCUCCCAUCCCAGUUUUACUUUGAAAACAAAAUAAAAUUUCAUCAAUCAGAAGCUGAAGAUAUACCUAUGAUUGGACUUGAUGCAAUGGAACGAGCAAAUUCUACCCUGGAAGAUUUUUGCAGGUCUUAUUUCAUGUUUCAUGAAAUGGAUGUAAACAAACCACAGUCUAUUUUUAAGUUCCUCCCUGUUCUUUCUUUUACAGAGAGCUACAUAUAUCAGCUAGACACACUAAAUGAAAAGGAUUUGCAUUUGCCAUCCCAGGAUUUAAUUUCUCCAAAAAGCAGAUAUGAUAAUUUGGGUUGUAUAUUGAAGGGAGUUGCUGAUCAAAGUGUGACCAAUGAUCUUAAUGAAGCUUCCAGACUUGAUCCAUUCAAUCUUCUUGUCCAUCUUCUUCAAUGCCAAGGGCUACUGACGGAGCGAAUAAGAACUGAACUCAGAUCAGGUGCUGAAUAUUGGGCUCUUGAGAGGAAGCUUUGUCGCUUGUUGAUGGGAAAAAAGAAGGUGCCUCUGAUAUUAAUUGAAGAUGUGAUGAGAGCAAUUCAUCUCAAAUCUUUUGAUUAUCGAGUAUUGAAUCUUUUGUUGUAUCAAUUACGAGGUCAAGAGGUCAAUGAGUUGCAUAUGGAAUUCCUAUCAGUAUCAGAAUUCCUGGUUGAGGUAUCAGAUGACUUGUAUGAUUAUGAGGAUGAUGUUAUAGACAAUAGCUUCAACAUGUUGCGAAUGUUUGUUGGGCUAUAUGGAGCUUCAGCAGCACCGAGAAUGUUGGCAAAAUGCAUUGCCGAGGCUGAAGAGAAGAUGGAGCAAUUAUCAAAGUGUUUGCAUCCUGAACUAUCAUUGAAAUACUGGAGAAGAUGUGAAGAAGCUACAAUGGAAGGAGGGGCAACUUCAGGGCAUGCCUUCGGAGCAUGGAGUAUACCUCCUAUAAUUGUGGAUGAGGAAUCCUUUCGAUUGCAAACUGUAAAUAAGAAACCAACCAUACAUACUAGUUGACUUGAAAGGAAAUAGGCAAACCAGAAGCAUGAAAUGUUUGCUAUUAUUAGAAGCAAUUUAUCUUUAGCAGGAAAUAGUGUCACUGGCAUUAGGCAAUAUUGCAAAUAAUAUACUAUAGAACUGCAAGCAAAUCAAUUCAGUUUCCAAGGUAUACCAUGAUCCAGACUCAAAACUGA
This is a messenger RNA of Phoenix dactylifera (date palm), 1493 nucleotides long. The record is from RefSeq and is a predicted model, not a curated record. NCBI's taxonomy places the organism in Eukaryota, Viridiplantae, Streptophyta, Magnoliopsida, Arecales, Arecaceae.